AUGGGAAUCAGCGCGAGCAUGGGGAAAAUCUGCGAUUCGGGGAAACGCCGCUCGGAAAAGCGCGGUAACGCCGAGCCAGAUCGAUUGCCAAAUUCGCCAGGAGAACCGAAUCCAAAUCCAGGAAAAAAUAUGGAUAGAGAUCGAGUAGGCAUGUGGGGAAGCGGGGACUCCUCCGUGGUGCCCGGAACCGUCUCCGGAUUGGACAGAUUGAGAUUGCCCGGUGUAAAUAAGGGCCUGGCCUUCUCCUUCGAAGAACGCCAGAAACUCGGCAUCCACGGCCUACUGCCGCCCGUCGUCAAAACCCAACAACAACAGAUCGAACAUUGCAAGAUGUGCCUCGACAGGCUCGACGACAACCUCAACAAAUACCUCUAUUUAAUGGGACUACUAGAUCGCAACGAGAAAUUGUUCUACGCCUUCGUACGCCGAUACGUGCACGACAUCAUGCCGCUGGUGUACACUCCCGUAGUAGGCCUGGCCUGCCAGAACUUCGGGCUGGUGUACCGAAGACCCCGAGGCCUCUACGUCACCGUCUACGACAAAGGACACGUCUACGACGUCCUCAAAAACUGGCCGGAACCGGACGUGCGCGUCAUCGUAGUGACCGACGGCGAGCGCAUCCUCGGCCUCGGCGAUCAAGGCGCCUGCGGCAUGGGAAUCCCCGUGGGGAAACUAUCGCUCUACGUGGCCCUAGCGGGCAUCAAACCCCACCAAUGUCUACCCAUCACCAUCGACGUGGGCACCAACAACGAGCGACACCUCGCCGAUCCGCUGUACAUCGGGCUGCGGCAGCGACGAGUAAGAGGCCAGCAGUACGACGAACUCAUCGACGAGUUCAUGGAGGCGGUGGUGAGGCGUUUCGGCCAAAACACCCUCAUACAAUUCGAGGAUUUCGGCAACCAGAACGCCUUCAGGCUGUUGGAGAAGUACCGGAACGAUUAUUGCACGUUCAACGACGAUAUACAAGGCACCGCCAGCGUGGCUGUAGCUGGAUUACUCGCCUCGUUGAGGAUCACCAAAACCAAACUAUCGGAUCACGUGAUGGUGUUCCAAGGAGCCGGCGAAGCUAAUUUAGGUAUAGCCGAAUUGUGCACGAUGGCGAUGAUGGCGGAGGGUAGUAGCUCGGAGGAGGCCAGGGGGAAGAUCUUCAUGGUGGAUUCCAAAGGAUAGGCCCGAAGGCGGGGUGACGGGGCACAAGUUGCACUACGCGCACCGGCGCGCCCCCAUCAAGACGCUGGCGGAGGUGGUGAAGACGGUGAAGCCGUCGAUUUUGAUCGGGGCCGCCGCCGUCGGGGGCGCUUUCACCGAGGAGAUACUGCGGGAGAUGGGCAGGAACAACGACAGGCCGGUGAUAUUCGCUUUGAGCAAUCCGACGGACAAGGCCGAGUGCACCGCCGAGCAGGCUUACGGGGCUACUGAUGGUAGGGCGAUCUUCGCCAGCGGCAGUCCCUUCGAUCCGGUGAUGUUGAAUGGUAAAAAACACGUGACCGGGCAGGGGAAUAACGCUUAUAUAUUCCCGGGGGUCGGUUUGGCGGCCAUUUGUGCUGGGAUUAAGAAUAUUGGCGAGGAUCAUUUCCUUAUGGCGGCCGAAGCCUUGGCUAAUCUCGUGUCCGAAGAAGACUUGGAAAGCGGAAGCAUUUACCCGCCUCUCGACCAAAUCGUGAACUGUUCGAUAAAAAUCGCGUCGAAAAUCGUGGAGUACAGUUAUAGGAAAGGAAACGCUUCAGUGAUGCCGGAGCCCCGCGACAAAGAAGCCUUCGUUAAAGAGCAAAUGUACAAUACGGAUUACACGUCCGCUUUCCCCGCGGAAUACUCCAUUCCUAAACUCUAA
Molecule: messenger RNA, 1831 nt
Organism: Phyllotreta striolata
Lineage: Eukaryota; Metazoa; Arthropoda; Insecta; Coleoptera; Chrysomelidae
Source: the annotation of a GenBank genome assembly